AUGGCGGCACCUCACGCACCGGGGCCGCCUCCAGGCCCCUUGGCCUCUUCCUCGUCUGUCUCACGUGCGACAAGUUCGAGCAGUAUCCUCUCUCCCAAUCACCCGACGAACCUACGCAAGCAAGCAAAAGCCUCUCUCGAUCCCUCAUUCUCAGUACGCUCUUACCUAGGAGCAGCUGCCGCUCUCCUUGAGAAAGCAGAGUCGAGCGAUCGCCAGGGGCAUUUGGAGCAGGCCUUUGUCAACUACCUCAAGGCAGCCAAUGUUGCCGCUUUCAUCACAAAGCAUCCAGAAUGGCCAACAGUUCAGGCGCAGCGUGGUCCCUCGUACUUUCGGUAUCAGGAUUUCAUGCAGAGGAUCACAGAUGUGAUCAGUAGGGCGACGAGGAUUGAGGCCACGCUCAAGGAGAGGGAAGAGCGCAAUGCCAAGCUACAGGAACAGCAGAGGAGAGCGUCUACUUCUGCAGCAGCAGCAGCAGCUGUGUCAGUGGAGAAGCAGAACGAGGCUCCGCCAUCAGAGGUACCACCGCCGCCUGCUGAACCUGGCCCGGCGAAACAGCUGCGCACCACCACCUCGGAUCAGGGGGACGCAGCUGCUGCUCUGGCUAGUGCGAGCAUCGUCCUUCCUCGGGAGCAUGCCUCUGAUUCUCGCCCUGGCUCUGGGUCAGCAACACCGCAGCUGCAGGGCAGCAGCGCUGAAUCAGGUGAAGCGGCAGAUCAGGUCUCUAGCUUGUCCAGUCGCCUGGCUGCCCUCAGGACAGCAGGCGUAGGCGGUGUACCCAUGGGAAAGCGCCUCAGUGAGCCUAUUGGCUCCUCAAGAUCCACAAUACCCGAGGAGCAGCAGCACUCAGGAGAUGCGUCAAUACCCACCGCCUCCGAGUUCUCGGAUACGUACCCUAGCCUCGACGACUUUGAUAAGAAGAUCCCCUCGCCUCUCCCCUCUGCGCCCACAUCCGAGCCCACGACACAGGACGAGGGUGGUGCCUUCCCUACGACACCAUCGCAUGCGCCGGGAACCUCACGCAGGCCGCUGCCCAACCCACCUGCCCCUCCGACUGAUCUGGCAUUAGGGAGGGACGUGCCCAAGCCCUUCAGCGUGAGCUCCUCAUCAGGCGACUCCCCACAGAAGCAGCAGAGCAGCGGCAGUAGCAGCAGUGGCAUCAGCAGCGGGAUGACCCCCUCCUCCUCACGCCAAUCCAUCAUCGCGGCUCAAAAUCGCCCAGCGGCCCUCAUUCCUGGCUCACCGAGAGGAGCAGCUGCUCCCCGCGCACGCCCGCCGAUUCCCGCACCUCCUGCAGGCAGUGCGCCAGAGACUGUUGGCUCCAAGCCAUCUUUGCCCCGCGGCAACCACAUCAAAGUCGAAGAGCUCUGGUCCCUACUCAAUCCCGGCUUCGAGCGCGUCAGUGCAGCAGGCGAAGACUCCACCGGCUCCAGCAGCGAGUCAAGCCGAAUGGUCCGCAAAAGAGGCCUAGACAUCCUGCUCCUCGACCUGCGAUCCCGCGACGAAUACGAAGCAGGCCGCGUAGCCCGUGGCUCGCCGAGUGCGGACUCUGUCUGUCUAGAAGGAGGCGUCACUUUGAAGCGGGGCAUGACCUCCGCCGAUCUGGAGGACAAGCUCCUUCUCGCCCCACCAGGUGAGCAGACUGCUUUCGCCAAUCGACACAGGUACGAUGCUGUCGUUCUCUACGACCGAAGUUCCCGCCUGCUCGGGGCACCAAACCCGAGCCAGCCGCAACUGAGCGGGUGGCAGACCUACGACGAGGCGCUGCUGGCUUUUGAGAGGCUGGAUACCGUGGUGAAGGCGAUCUAUGAGCAUGAGUUUAACAAGACUCUGAAGGUGGCCCCCUUCUUGCUCGUUGGGGGCUGGGAGAGUUGGAAUAUCAAGGUGGAGCAUAGGGGUGCUGGCGCAGCUGCAGGAGGAGCAGCAGCAGCGGUCAAUGGAUCAGCGACGAGGGCGUCGAGAAGCGGCAGCGUCAAUGGCGGGGCGUCACCUGAGCUCGGGAGGCGAUAUGGCGACGAGGAGCUGCUCAAGAAGCAGAGGAGGCAGGGAUUUGUCAUGCCACCUUCUUCACCUGCUCCCUCGAGCUCUGCGGCAGGCUGGUCCUCGUCAGGGUACAAUGCACCUUCCAUGCCGGCCAAGACGUAUCAGUCGCCCGGUACGCCCAGCAGCAGCGGCGUGCCACCACCUGGGGCUCCUGGCUUUCCCCCAAGCGCAGCAGGUAGUAGCUCCGCAGCUUCGGCAAGCACGUCGGCCGGGCAGCCGGGCUACUUCCCGAACCAGCCCUCGAUACCCUACGGCGAGCCGCCUAAUCACUUGCAGCAGCAGCAGCACUAUCAGCAUCACCCUGUGGCCCAACGUCCUCCUUCCUCAUCAGGUCGCACCUCCUUCGACUACCCGCAGCUGCGCCCUCACGCCUCAUCGGCCGGCCAAACAGGCGCCCCGCAGCUACCUCCCGCAGCCGUAAGCUCUAAUGGCGUCUCCAACCGAAGCAUGACCACCUCGGCCACAGCCAUGGAUCCUCACCACCCACACCCGCAGCAACGCCCCCCUUCGGGCGCAAUGAGCGCUGGCGGGUCGCGCAUGGCUGUCCGUCCCCUUCCAUCCUUCGACUCCCUCCGCAUCGGCCUCACAGGCCUCAAGAAUGUGGGCAACUCCUGCUAUCAAAACGCAACAUUGCAAUGCCUCUCUGCUACCAUACCACUCGCCAAGUUCAUGCUCGACGGUUCAUACCGACGCGAUAUCAAUGCAGUCAACCCGCUGGGCACGCAAGGCGCACUCGCGGAGGCCUUUGCGCAUCUCGUGAAGGUGCUUUGGAGUGAGCAGUACACCUUCGUCAGCCCGGUGACCUUCAGGGAGCAAAUUAGCCGAUUCGCGCCGAGCUUCAGAGGGUUUGAGCAGCAUGACAGUCAAGAAUUCCUCGCCUUCCUCAUGGAUGGGCUCCACGAGGACCUGAACCGCGUCGUGCACAAGCCGCCGCCUGUGGACAUGACACCGCAGCGUGAGGAGGAGUUGGAGACUCUGCCGCAGCAGGUCGCGAGUGUCAAGGAGUGGACCAUCUAUCGGCAGAGGAAUGAUUCCGUCAUCGUGGACUGGUUCCAAGGCCAAUUCCGUAACAAGCUCACCUGCCUCACCUGUUCCAAGACCUCUACAACCUACAACGCCUUCAUGUAUCUUUCCCUGCCCAUCCCUUCGCCCUCACACGGGCGCGGGCCGGUCAGCCUGCAGGCGUGCCUCGACGCCUUUGUUAAGGAGGAGAUCCUGGAAAAGCAGGACGCUUGGCAUUGCCCUAAUUGCAAGAAGCCGAGGAGGGCGACAAAGCGGCUCAGUAUCUCGAGGUUGCCCAUGGUACUGUUGAUCCAUCUCAAAAGGUUCAGCUUCAAAGGACCCUUCACGGACAAGAUCGAGACGCAGGUUACCUUUCCCCUCACGGGGCUCGAGUUGAGCAACUAUGUGCCCUCACCCCUCCCUCCCUCCUUGGCAAGGAGCGCAGCGAGGGAUGUGCCCAUCUCCCGUUCGCAGCAGCCUCCUUUCCUCUACGACGUCUUCGGUGUAGUGCAUCACCAUGGAUCUCUCGGCACGGGACACUACACUGCCUCGAUCAGGAAUGCAGGGGGAGAGUGGUGGUAUGCCGAUGACUCGAGGGUGACGGGAGGGAAGGGACUGGCGGAGAGGCAGAUGGCGAGUAGCUCGCCGUAUGUGCUCUUCUUGAGGAGAAGAGGUGUGUAG
Molecule: messenger RNA, 3723 nt
Organism: Jaminaea rosea
Lineage: Eukaryota; Fungi; Basidiomycota; Exobasidiomycetes; Microstromatales
Exons: 3
Coding region: 1-3723 (1240 amino acids)
Biological process (GO): protein deubiquitination
Molecular function (GO): cysteine-type deubiquitinase activity
Source: RefSeq, a predicted model, not a curated record